UGCAGAGAGCUUCCUUUGCUGCAUAAAUUUAAGCAUGGGGAAGCCCACCAUCAAGCAGAUACUGAAGCGGUGUUCGAGCCUGGGUCGGAAGCAGGGCGAGGCGGCGGACGUGCCGAGGGGGCACUUCGCGGUGUACGUGGGCGAGAACCGGAGCCGCUUCGUGGUCCCCAUCUCCUACCUCGCCCACCCCAAGUUCCAGAGCCUACUUCGGCAGGCGGAGGAGGAGUUCGGGUUCGACCACCAGAGGGGGCUUACCAUCCCCUGCGAGGAGGUCGUCUUCAGGUCCCUCACCGCCGCCCUCAACUGAACCAAAGCCAAAUCCCUGACUUCGUUGCUGUACAUGAAAUGAGCGACGUGAGGAAGGAAAAAUGUUCCCAUGGUUGAUGCACAUCGAGCUCUGUUCUGCUUCAUCUUCUCGACAGAAGAUUUUGUUGUUAGAUAAACUAAAUAACAUCGCGUUGAUAAGUAUCGACCAUUAAGAGAUGCAUUAAUUUUCUUUUA
Molecule: messenger RNA, 501 nt
Organism: Zingiber officinale
Lineage: Eukaryota; Viridiplantae; Streptophyta; Magnoliopsida; Zingiberales; Zingiberaceae
Product: auxin-responsive protein SAUR50-like
Exons: 1
Coding region: 35-307 (90 amino acids)
Biological process (GO): response to auxin
Source: RefSeq, a predicted model, not a curated record